Messenger RNA from Porites lobata, 19170 nucleotides. The record is from the annotation of a GenBank genome assembly. NCBI's taxonomy places the organism in Eukaryota, Metazoa, Cnidaria, Anthozoa, Scleractinia, Poritidae.
AUGAACAUUCCAUCCAACGUGUACGUGUCGGCUAACACUUCCGGCAACCAGGAGCCUAUUGUGAUAUGCUCCUGCGGUAACUCACAAACAUCCGGUUCCUUGCCUCACAUACGGGAUCUUUUUAAAAUGAGCAUUUCAAUCCACGUGCAACAGCAGCGGACUGGUUAGGUAAGUCGGGGUUCGAAUUUACGUAAAAAAAAUCCCGAUAACCUCAAUUAAUUCUUUUGAUUUCCGAUUGAAUUUGUCCUAUGACUCUUAUGGAGCUAAAUUUAAAGUGGCAAAGUAAAUUUAUUCCUUACUUCCAACCAUUUUCCCAAUCUCGAACACUACAUUGUCAACGUACCGACAACAGCGCUAGCGAGUCACGAAUUGAAACUCGCCAAAACUUACACUUUAAUAGCUCAAAAUUAACGCUAUCCUCGAAAAAGAAGACCUAAUAAUGCUUUUCUAGUUUAAAUAAAUAGCAAUAAAACAAAAUAACUUCUAAAGAAGUCUGCUGAAAGUAAGUCAGUAGCUUCGAUUCGAACAGUCGGGAUGUACUGAAAUCAACUCGUCAUAUAUUACAUAUAAGAAGAAGUUUAGCCUUACCCACUUCGCCAGCGACACACUCAGCGGCUCCAAACAGCUUUCCUUUAUAUAUGGUGCCAUCAUCUAAGAUUAAACUCGCCUGUUUUGCAAGAUUUGACGACAUUUUCUCCCACCUCGAAAACUGUCAGCGUGGCUGGAUCACCAUUAGCCACACUGAAAAGCAGAGAAAUUUGGCGCGUGAUUUGUUUGGAGUACUGGUACCCAGCCUCCGCAUACCUUCGGACGGUGGGGCCGUUUAAGUUUAGGGCCUGGAAAGAAGCAAAACAAAAACUGGUAAGCUAGCUGUGCGUGUUGUGUCACAGAUGCAGAAGUUGUACGAUGUGUAUCGAAAAUUUUUAGAUAUUACUGUAAGUUUUAGCCUGUGAAAGGGCAGAGAUUUCUCCUUCGGGAUAGGAAGGAUUAAUACAUGUAUUAAAACCCAAAAAGCCAUCGUAACUCUCCUCUUCAUUCGGACUAACAGCAUUUAUUUUUUAUUCGUUUUGCUUCAUUUUGCUGGCUUACUCUUUUUACUAUUUUUCUGUCAAAAGUACCUCCUCCCCGAGUCUCUUUAAAUUGCCCGAUUUUUUUGGUCACGCGUUUCGUGACAAGAACGCACUUGAGUGGAGACUGGGUUUGAAUGAUAGCUAGGCGCCAUUUUGGUUUGUUUCCUUGAGCAAGCUUCUUGACAAGAAUCUGUUUCCAUCGGAUUGAUUGAGGUAAAUAAGUCCUUGUUUUCGAACUUACAAAUUUCAGUGACGUUUCGUUAAUGUUCUAACCUCAUUGUUUUAUCUGUUGUGACUUUUUCGCUCGAAAAUUUCUAUGUUUUUCUACGGUUGUUUUGACCUCAGCUAACAGAGUAUUGCACUUUCUUUUCCAAAGUUUCUUCAUUGUAUAUGCUUGGAGAACUUCGCUUUGCGUUUUGUACCGUUCAGUUGUGCUCGCACGGUAUUACUGUAGUAUCUGACGGUUAUGCCGAAUUUGCAGUGCCUUUAAAUUUUGGAUGAAUUUCACAUAAUGUAUGCUAGUAGCUGGUGCCGGCAACACCCCCUCGACACCAGGUUGACGGAUAUCAUAUCGGCCUUCGAGGAGUUUUAAACUUGCAAAAGAUAGCAAAAAAAGCGUUGUCUUCAGUUUGUGUACCACAGGAACUAAGUAGAGAAAGAACGUCGAACGUGUUUGCUAUAAGAUAACCUAUGGCGGCCCUUCCCUGAAAUUUCACUGUGGUAAAUAAUGAAAUUUAAGUUAUUAUUUUGUAACAGUUGUACAAAACACAUUUACAAAACGUCAUAUUCAAUUCACUACAUGAAGAAGACACAAGGGGUCAAUUAAGUAAAACUUAUUAUGGUGCAGCUUACAAGCACAGCUUUUGUCUGUGCUCGUAAAAAAUACCCUUGUAGAAGUUUUAUUGAAUUGACAACCAGGAAGCAAUACAUUCAACUGAACAUAAUUACUAAACACGGCAUAUCAUAAGUUACUAUAGCUGCUUAACAGUAACAGUCAUUGCUAUUGAUUCUUGGUAAGUCUAGAUCUUUUCCUCAUAAAAUAAUAUUUUACGUCAUGAGGUCCCAUUUUUGAGCCAGAACAACUUCAAAGUAACACAAUGUGUUUGUUAUUUAUGGUGUUACUAUUCCCCAGUGACAACCUAUAGAAUACAAGAUGAUAAUAUUGGUAAUUGCAUUAAAAUCUUUUCCUUACUUUUAUAAUUAUUUUUAUUGCAGACAUCAUGACAGACUCUAAGUACUUUACCACUACCAAGAAAGGUUAGUAGGCAACUCUAAAUGUAUUUGGCAAAAAAAAUUCCUUUCCAGUCAUCCACAAAAACUAGGUUUUCCUUUUGUGAAAGUAACGCUUAUUUAUCACUUGCCGAUGGGUAAGAGCCCAGGCAAGUCAUCUGCUCCCUAAAUCAUUAACUAAUUAUAAGACAAGCAUUCAACAGACCCUGAACACAGGGUUGUCAAAAGUAGCCGGCUGCCGGCAAAAGUCACCACCUAUUUGGUUAGUAUCGGCCGGCUAUUCUGCUCAGCAUUUCUUUACAGGGUUUUUUAAAUAAAAUAUCCCUGGGCUGGCUGCUUACUUUGACAACUCAGUUGUCUACUUCAAAACUUUCUGACAACCCUGGAACAAGCAAAAUGUGAGAAUAGUUUGUCCUUUAGACAAACUGAAGUUCAAGUUUUUUUUUUUCAAACCUUGAAUAAAAUACGGAUUUAGUUAAGUGGAUUUAAACUUAUAGUUAACAACAAGAAGCAUAUGUUUUUUGUGUAAUAUCAAUUGCCAUUGUUUUCUUGGCCUGUUUGUUCCACAAACAGGGGCUUGUCUUCAGUGGUCAGCCCCCUCCACUUUGCACAAGUUGAGUAAUGUCGGUGGCUGGGGCUUCCCAGAUGGCGAUAAUCAGCGGUCAUCUUUUCAGGUUCAGCUCUCAUGAUCAUGAUCUGCUUGUCGGUUGUGGUCUUCAAGCCACAUGAUCCAUGCUGACCUGAGCCAGAGCAUUUUUUCUUCCAUUAUGUUUAAGCUUGAAGCAAUAUCAUAAUCGGCCUUACAUGUGGUUAUUUAGAUAAUAUAUUAUGUAUUGCAUUAAAAAAUGUAGUUAAGAAAGAAGGCAAAAACUGUAUGACUCUCACUUGUGCACUUAAUUUUAGGGGAGAUUUUUGAGCUCAAAGCUGAGCUAAACAGUGACAAGAAAGAUCGAAAGAAGGAGGCAGUGAAGAAAGUCAUAGCAAGUAUGACAGUUGGAAAAGAUGUCAGGUAGAAUGCUCCUUUUGUGAUAAUUUGAUAUCAAAGUUGUGUAACCUUGGUAGUACCUUAAUUUGUAAAUGGCUGUCUGCAUCCUCAGGUAAGAUUAAGUGAAUCCUGGGGUCAACUUGUUGACCUUUUGCAAGUGUAAUUUGUAAUUUACAAAUGUAGCUAUUGCUUUAAGGUCUGCUGUGCUUGUAAAUUACACUUGUUAAAGUUUUAUUAAAUUGACCCUUGUGUUCUGAUUGGCUACCGCAGCAGGAAAAGAGGGGUCCAUUUAGUCCACUCAGGAUUUGCUGCUUUGUUCUUGCAAGGAAAAUUUUGUUUUGGUGUUAAAAUUAUGGCAAAUCAUCAGUAUUAUAUUGAAUAAGUCUGUUUAGUCAAGAUGACUGGACAUUGGCCUUAUCAUGUUCAUCUUGAUCCAGAAAAAUGCAAGAAGGAACCAAGCCAACAUCCAGCCACCUUGACCUCACACUAGGUCAAUAACACAUAUAUCUGCAUAUGCAAUAUAAUAUGGUCAAUUAUAUUGUUUAAAACUUUUCUAGAAACAUUUCUCCAGGAAUGUUUGGUUUCAAAUCAUGACUAAAAGGCUCAUUUUAUUUUGUAGCUCCUUGUUUCCAGAUGUGGUGAACUGCAUGCAAACAGAUAAUCUGGAAUUGAAGAAGUUAGUCUAUCUUUAUCUUAUGAACUAUGCCAAGUCCCAACCUGAUAUGGCAAUCAUGGCAGUGAAUACUUUUGUCAAGGUCAGUUAUUAUCAAUAUAUUAGCUUUAGUAUGUUGUCAGUGUUAAAUAAAAACAUUUUUUAAGUAUUCCUCUAGAUUUGAAAACUUUUAACCCAGAUUAUUUUCUUGUUUUCUGUUUUCUCAUGGUAUGGUAAUGACUUUAAGGCAAAAGGUAACAAAACAUUUACCUGUUUUAAAAACUCCAACUGAAAAAAAAAAAUAGUAAGGUGCUUCCAGAGCUUCACAUCUGGCUACAUUGCAAAGGUUUGGGAAAAACAGGUGCUAAAUCAUAAAUGAUUAUGGCUUACCCCGUCCCCCUGAAGAAAUCCUCAGAACUUAAGGUGACACUUCUGCGAAGGAAGCACUUUCUUUCAUCUGAAAGGUGUCCACUUGCUGGGGGUUCAACUGUAUGAACAAGCACAACUGACAGUGUUUAAUUAAUAUAUAGGACUGUGAGGACCCAAAUCCCCUCAUUCGUGCCUUAGCUGUUCGCACCAUGGGCUGCAUCCGUGUUGACAAGAUCACUGAGUACUUGUGUGAGCCCCUUCGUAAAUGCCUGAAGGAUGAGGAUCCCUAUGUGCGUAAGACAGCCGCUGUAUGUGUAGCUAAGCUUCAUGAUAUCAAUGCUCAGUUGGUGGAGGAUCAAGGAUUUCUUGACUCACUGAGAGAUCUUUUGUCUGAUUCAAAUCCCAUGGUGAGUAUACAUGUACAUACAAACGAUUGAACAAGCACUGUAUUGAAACCAGUCAUAUUCACAUGUACUUCUAAGAGCUCAUCAUCCUUGCUUAGAAAAUGAGCAGUCUCAGUUUCAUUCCUAUGGUAUCCAAAAUUAAAAAAUUAUUAUUAUAAUAUAUGAAGUGAUUAUGCUAUAAAUGAUUAUUCAUAAUUAUAUAUAUUUUCAGGUUGUAGCAAAUGCAGUGGCUGCUUUGUCUGAGAUAAGCGAUGCUUCCCCAACAGCAGCUGCCAUGAUGGAAAUCAAUUCACAAACCAUAAACAAACUGCUUACAGCACUAAAUGAAUGUACUGAGUAAGUAGCAGUUCUUUCAACAACAACCCAAAUUCAAAGAAAAUAUUUUUCACUUUUAUAGUUUGUUACUGCAAACCUAAAGUGUAUUAAAAGAAAACCUUCUGAAAAUCAAAGUGAGGCGGCGGGGGACCCAUGGAUAAUUGUUUAGAAAAUUCUCUUGCUCCUCCCACAUAUUUGACCUCAGAGCUUUCGCGCUGCUGUAUCUCAACCACAAGCGAAAAACACACCAAACAACCAGCCAAAUAAGUACCUGCUAGGCAGGCUACUAGUAGCCUGCGAACGGCGGACAUUUCUCCUCGCUCAUUGCAGGUGAAGGACGUUUCGUGAAGAGGAACGUCUGCGACUCAGUGACAGAAAUUCCAUACUGAUGACACAAAAUCUCUCCGGAAUCCGGUUAGAAGCGCUAAUUAGUCGAAAGAGUAGUUUCAUUGUUUUAGCUAUUGUUUAUUAAUGACAGACAAAAGACAAAAGGGCGCAAAGGUCAAAUGUAAACGCGAUGAAUCUCUAACAAAACAAUCAAUAUAUGUGGAAUAUAGUCUCCUCUAAAAAAAGCAUUUGAGUUUUGCUGGAGCUCGUUCGCAGAUUAACACAACACUUUACCAAAAUCGACCAGGAGAAACAUAAAAUUGAACAAAUUUAUAGCAUUUGGAACCCCAUGACUACCGGAUUUAUUAUGUAAACAUUGAUUUACGUCAUCAGCAUGGAAUUUCUGUCGCUUAGUCGCAGACGUUCCUUCUCGUGAAACGUCUCUCAGCGGCAAUGAGCAAAGAGAAACGUCUGCUGUUCGCAGACUGGGCUACUACUAGUAGUAGAGAAGUGAACUGCUCGAGAAGCAACCAACCUUUUUGUGACCCAUUUUGUGAUGAAAACUACUGAUAGAAGGUACAGGUUUUACAUUUCAAUGCCUUGAUAAAUUUCCAAGCUCAAUAAGAUUACCAGCUAUGACUGCAAUAUGGUAUGUAAUUCAAUUUAAGCAAAAAUAUCACCGAGAACUAUGAUUCCUCAUUAUAAUAUGAGUAUUUAAUUGCAGAAGUUGACCAUACAGAAAUUUCAGGCGAGAAAAUGCCUUACUGUCUUAGAAUUUUUCCAUCCUAGGCAUAAUGAGCUUGUUUUUUAACGUAAGACACCUUUGAAGGUGACUUUUUGGAACAGACUGCUAUCCAUAAUAUUUAAACUCCUUGCUACAGGAACCCCUGCCAGAGACUGCAAAGUUUGGGGUAUAGACAAUAUGCCAUAGGCCAUACCAUGCUAGACGCAUGAUUUAUUUACCAGCAAUGUUCUUUCUUUUGUCAAGUGACUGGAAAUUUAAACUGCUCCAUUGUUUAUGAUCAAGAUACUUGUAGAACAUAUACAUGACUUAAAGAACUGUCAGCCAGUGUUGAUGCUUUCGCAGAGAAUGUGAGCGUGACAACCUCAUUCCCAGGGUUCUCUCAUGGGCCGGGAUGCAUGAGUGAAUACACAACUCAGGGACCCUUCGGCAACAACGAACUAUGUUGUUUUGAUAUUGGGCCGUGAGUUCGGGAGCCGAAGAGCAAUCUCUGUCAACACAAAGUGAGCAAGUGACACAUUUGAAUAUUGAAACCCAUCACAAAACCCUUUGGGUAUCCGCAGGUAAAAAAAUGGAAAAGAAAGAAAAAUGAUACAAAAAGAAGAAAGAAGGAAAAUCUAAACUUGCUUUGUGUGCCUGUCCUAGUGCCAGGAUGGUUUGAUAACAAACAAACUUUUUAGCUUAACACAAAAUAAUGUUUGGAAGUUGAAUUCAAUUUUUUAGAAAGUUAGAAAAAGACAUUAACAGCAGCUUUUUUUGUUGAAAACUAAGUCAUUGAUUAAGUAUUCAAAGUAGUUAUGUGUAUUUCAAAACUUAAUAGGUGGGGACAGAUCUUUAUCCUUGAUUCACUUGCUCAGUACACUCCAAAAGAUGACCGUGAGGCUCAAAGGUAUGCAAUAUUAUUAUACAUGUAUUUUACUUUUACUUACUUAUGUGUCUGACAUUGCUCUUGAGUUCAUUUGGGUCAUGGUGGAAGGGGCUGUAACACUCUUAAUCUGUUCUUUUCUUUUAAAAAGUAAUCACCUGAAAAGUCAGUAUGUUUGUCAGUAAACAAUAAUAUGGUAAAUAACACUGUUAACACCUGAAAUAUUUCAGGAGUUUUCAUUUGUGUAUGAACAACCACAUUAAAGGCCAGGACACUAAUAUUAAGCAAUCCACAAAAUACGAUUCUGCUUGUAAGCCCCCAGAUCACUCUAAAUGUCCUACAACUUGAACAAGCCCAGAGCUCAUAAUAAUAUAUUAUUGGGGUCUUCAAUUAUACACUGUAACUAUAAUUAUGGUGGGCUUCUCCCUAUAGCAGACACCUAGAAAUGUAGAGUUAGUUACUCUCCUUGACUCUCUUGUAGAGGGACAUCUUUCUGAGAAGGACACUUAUAUUAGGGCUGGCCUCGCCAGUGUUUGUCGUAAAGAACAUGUAGUGCUUGUAUCACUAAUGUACCUGGGAUCAAUUUAAUAAAACUUUUACAAGCGUAAUUUACAAUUGUAGCUAUCGUUUUAGAGGGUGAAAACAAUAGGCACACUUGUAAAUUACACUCGUAAAAGUUUUAUUAAAUUGUCCCCUGCUUAUUUCUUUCUCUUUCUCUUAAUUCUGACUAACAUUGAUUUGCUAACCUCCUGACUAUUUAUCAUACUUUCUGUAUCUUUUUUUCAAGUAUCUGUGAACGAGUCACUCCAAGAUUGUCUCAUGCUAAUGCUGCUGUUGUUUUGUCUGCCGUAAAGGUUAGUUGGGUUGGCUAUUCUUUCUUCAUUUAGUCCAGAACGUUGCUGCAUAAUAUAUGUACUUGGUUUUAAAAAGUUCGAUUUCAUUUUACAAGGUAUUUAAAUCCUUAAACUGGCUAGCUGUACUCGGCAGACUUACCAUGACGUGGCUUUAAUGAUCAUUAAAUGUAAGAAUAAUCUUGUUUCUGAUUUCUUAGCAAAGAGAUUUAUUCAUGUAUAAUCUCAGAUUAACAUCAGAAACACAAGACAGUGUGUUGAGAUGCUGUCAUUGUACUCAGGAGCCAUUUUAUGUAUCAGCAAGUUUGCCUUCAUUAUGGCCAAGUUGAUGCUAUAAUUAGCAGAAAUUUCAUUAAACUGCCCCUGAAACACUGAUUUUCAUAUCACGACAGGUGCUUAUGAAGUACAUGGAAGUAAUGGCUCCUGCCUCAUCCUAUGUUCAGAACCUCAUCAAGAAACUGUCUCCUCCUCUUGGUAUGUUAACUACCUCAAACAAUCUAAAGACUAAUUAACAUUAUUAUUUUGUGCAAUGAUUUUGUAAUUUUAGUCCCAGUUUCGUUUUUAACCUUCCAAAACCAGCCACUUAUAAGUGUACUUACAAGACUAGGCAAUGUUGUUCUCUCUCACGCAGUUGCUACAUCAUUUCCCAAUGCAAUGGAGCCUUGAAAUGCCAUUCUGAAAAAGCCAGCCUCCAAAAAGAAAGUUGUUGUAUGUUUUACAAUCUUAAACAGAUGCGAUGAUUUAUUAUAGAAUCUUUUCCUUUCUUUUUUUAGUAACUUUGUUGUCCAGUGAACCUGAAGUACAGUAUGUUGCUUUAAGGAACAUUAACUUGAUUGUUCAAAAGAGGUACUAGCAGUUAGGCCUUCUCAUAUAACAUCAGGUCUUUAUUGGAUAUGUGAUUUGCAUUUCAGUUGAAUUUAGACUAAAGCUACAUGUUAUCUUAAAUAAGCAAUUUUAAUUUUCACUGAGAAUUGUUAAAUAAACACUUUGUCAUGUUGAAUCCCUUCCCCCUUGCACUGAUGUCAAUCAUGUAAAUUAACCCACUAACUCUUGAAUCCUUCCCUCCUUUUUGAGGAGCUCUGUAUGUAGGCUAUUGUUAGGCUACCAAUGAUGAAAUAACAGUCCUUGAUUGAAUUUCAUUGUACCUUCAUAAGUACUAGUGAUCUUCUUAUCUGCAGUACUCAACUUAAUUGACUGAAAAUUCUCUUAACUUGUUGAGCAUAAUUAAGCUGUUGAACAUUCUGCAUUUUUCUGAGUCUACUUUUUGCUCUCCUCAGGCCAGAUAUCCUCAAGAAUGAGAUGAAGGUGUUCUUUGUGAAGUACAAUGAUCCAAUUUAUGUGAAACUGGAGAAACUAGACAUCAUGAUCAGGCUGGCAAAUCAACAAAACAUUGCUCAAGUUCUGGCAGAGUUAAAAGAGUGGGUUGAUUUCAUUACAUACAGCAAAAGUGUUCUUCUUGUUUCCCCGCCCCCCUGUUAAUUUAGUCCUUCUAGGGCCACCUCCCACGCACUUCUAUUUACAAAAAUCAUGCAAGCAAUGUGAUACUAUGUGAAGUUAAUACUACAGAUAAAUAAUGAAAGGAGAAAAGGCCAAACAACAUUUUGUUGUUCAUAUAGGUAUGCCACUGAAGUUGAUGUUGAUUUUGUGAGAAAAUCUGUCAGAGCUAUCGGUCGUUGUGCCAUCAAAGUGGAGGUCAGUUUAUUUUUGAACUAGAUUUUUAGUUGCUAGUGUAACAUUUAAGUAUUCCAAUUUCAUUCCUUUCUUGCAUAUUGUCAGGUAAUACAUGUGAUAAUAUUUCCCUGUUCUUUUGAUACAUGCCAUCUAUGCUGAGGGAUUCUUGAAACAGGUAGUCUUACAUUUUGGUAUUCCAGUAUUCAAAAACAAAAAUGCUGUGAAACUUAAUUAGUAUGGAGUCCAAAGGGACAUAGCCAGGUGACCCUGUUACAGCACUAGGUACAUGUAGAGGUACCAAGAGAACUGUCUUAAAGAGAGGUGUAUGUGUUGUGGAGGCAACCAUGAGAGGUGGUUCAUCAAAACAUGGCGAGAUGCUAAUCAUAGCUUAGUGUCUCAUGGAAAUGGACAACCUCCACCAGGUUUUGGAAGCUACUCGAAUGACUCAUACAUAAUAUAGCACUAUAAUAAUAUACAUAAUAUAGCAUUAAUAUAGCACCUAGUUCUUCUGAGACCAUGCCAGUGAUGAGGUAGUACACAUGUAGUCUGAUACUUUUUGAGAACUUUGUUAUUUUUGGGUGAUUAUGCAUUUUUAACACUCGCUUUUUUUUCUCAUAGGCAUCUGCAGAACGCUGUGUCAGCACACUCUUAGACCUAAUCCAGACCAAAGUCAACUAUGUAGUGCAAGAGGCUAUUGUUGUUAUCAAGGUAAAAUCCUUUUUUCCUCUGUCAGUCGUCUGUCCUUGAUCGGUUGAUUGGUUUCAUUUGCCUGUACCAUAGUUAAUAGAGUGGAAUGGUUUUGAAGGCCAUCAGACUCCUUUAAUUAAUGUUUUUGUAGACCUGACAGCACAAAACGUUCAAGAACACUCCUAUCAUUUUGAUCUUAGUGACCAAUAAAAGUGUAGCAUUAAUUUAUUCAGUCACAAUUUGUGAAAAGAAAAUAAAGUAUUGUACACCGUUAUGGAACCGAUAUAUAAACUGCAGCACUGUUGUCUUUAUUUCUGAUGGUUCUCGCCUCUCUUAACCAGUCUCCUCUACUAUUUAUGCCUGCACAGAUGGUCUAAUGUUAACACUUCUUUUCCAACUGGUAUUGUGUCCUUUAGGAUAUCUUCAGGAAGUAUCCAAACAAGUACGAGAGCAUUAUUUCCACCUUGUGCGAAAACCUGGAUUCCUUAGAUGAGCCUGAGGCAAGGUUAGUAUUACUUUUGAGAUUAAUAUAUAAACCAGGCAUCUAACAAGUGGCUUUUUUGGCAGAAAUGUUUACAAAUGCUGAUCAAUCCUUGGAAAGAGCAUUGGUUUGAAAUACUUUAUUUUGUAACCUUUCAUAGGGCAUCCAUGAUCUGGAUCAUUGGUGAAUAUGCAGAGAGAAUAGACAAUGCAGCAGAAUUGUUGGAGUCAUUUCUGGAAGGAUUCCAAGAUGAGAAUGCCCAGGUUCAAUCAUUUUUGUUGGUGUUGCCUGGUCUAGUCAUGAAUACAUACACAAUGUUCUACCAAUUAGCCAAAAAAAGAAUUAAUUCUGGAGUGAAAAUUCCUGUGCUAGAAAUAACCCAUGAACCCAAUGAGCAUCUGCCCUAGUAAAGGGGAUAAGAGGAUCACACAACGCCAAGAAAAAAAUAUAUUUUCACCUCAGUAAGAGAUUAGGGAUUUUUAUUGUACAACACUGCUUUGAAGUCUUUUUAAGUAUCUACCCAAUAUUCAUCUUCCCUUAUAUGGUACCAAUAGUUAAUAAAACAGUACGAGAAAAAAGUCAAUAAUUUAUUUACUAUUGUACACAUGAACAAAGGUAAACAUUUUUUCAGAUUAUUAUAAUGCUGUUAACACAAACUGAUGCUGUUUGGACUCUAGGUGCAGCUGCAACUUCUGACAGCGAUUGUAAAGUUGUUUUUGAAGCGUCCAACUGACACACAGGAGCUGGUUCAGCAGGUUUUAAGUUUAGCAACACAGGAUAGUGAUAACCCAGAUCUAAGGGACAGAGGUUACAUCUACUGGAGACUCUUGUCCACUGACCCGGUCGCUGCGAAGGUAUAGUUAGCUUUCCAUGCAUUAAUAAGCUAUUUCUGACUUCCAAAAACCCUUUCUUUGAAAAUAAAGCGUGGUGGGAAACCUUCCUUGUGAAGUUGUUUGAGUUAAGUAUGUAUGGAGAAAAAAUAUGUUCCAUGCAAAGGACUUGGAACUUGCCCCAGAUUGGUUGUCUUUUCAUGUAGGAAUUUGUAUUUUAUUGUACUGCCUUUUUUGUAUUGUGUUGGAUUGCAUUGGGCAUGUAUCUUGCCAAAUGGAAAUCAUGCUAUGAGCAAUUCCUGAAAACUCAAGUAAUCAGGACAGAAUGGAAGAAUGACAGUGAAUACUCUUGUUUACUUAAAACUGUAGUGUAUGAUUUUAAGGAGGAUUAGUUUGAACCAUUAGAAAAUAUCCUUAUUGCUGGGAAACUGUUGUGCCAAUAAAUGCAGAGACCUCUUUUUAUUGCCCGUAAGUUAGCUGUAAUUUUAUCGUAUCAUAUUCAAGGGGCUUGGUUCUUGGGAUCUAUGCUAAAAUUAUCAAGAGUUCUUGUUAAAAAAUGUUUUCUAUUUUGUGAUCAGGAAGUUGUGCUGGCAGAAAAACCACUGAUAUCAGAAGAGACAGAUCUCCUGGAACCCACAUUACUGGAUGAACUGAUCUGUAACAUCUCCACACUGGCUUCUGUCUACCACAAGCCACCCAGCUCAUUUGUUGAAGGACGCACAGCUGCAAGGAGAUUCACACUGCCCCCAAGAGCUGAGCCAUCUCCAGGUACAAUAAUUUAAUGUACAAACUUUAUCUUAGUUGUUUUUACUGGACAUGUAAGAAGUAAACAAGUCAUUCCUUGAAAACCAAGCACUGUUUGAGCCAUCCAUCUCUCAGGCCUUCCUCACAGUCUCAGAGGCAGCUAGAAUGGCAUGUGUACAGCCCAAAUCAGUGCAAGCAAUAUUUAUGACACUUCAUUAAUUUAAUCUGAAUAAUAAUGAUGAUUACCAUGUCCUUUAUCACUAUUUUUAAUCUGAAUAAAUAAUAAUGACCAUGUCAAUUACUGCUAUUAUUAUUGUUGUUGAUUAUCAUUAUCAUUAUUUAUUGUUAUUAUUAUUUUAUUUUAUUUUAUUUUUUGCUGCUGUUGUUUUUGUUAUUGUUACCAGUAAUAAGUGAUUAUAUUAACAGGGGUAUUAUAAUGUUAUAAGAAAACAAUGGCUGGGAACUCUAAAAAGUGGAUUUUGGUUGCAUCAAGGAGGUGCAUAUUAAUAUUACAAAUGGGCCAAAGGGCGUGGAAGUUUUAAUUUGCAUUCCAGUAUAUUUGUCAGAUUUCUUUCAUGUGUGUUUUCAUUCCAUGUAGGAGCUGAAACUGAAGAAGCACCCCCUGUACCUCAGCAGCCAGUAGCAGUCAUGGCUGAAGUAGCUGCAGCUCCUCCUCAACCCACCACCGAUUCUCUUCUUGGUGAUCUUCUUGAUAUGGGACCUUCUCAGCCUGUUGCUGCUCCAAGCAUGGCUCCCGCUCAACCAGCAGGUAGGUUUUAUUUCAACAGUGAAUUGCUCUGCUCUCCUUUAUUCAUACUUACAGUUAAGAAAUGCAUUGCUUAGUGGAGGUGGGUGCCUGGGAUGUCUAGGGGCUUCCACUUUUGUGGACAGAGUUACACUGUACAGUGCCAUGACUGGUAGACCUGCACCUUCCAGCCACAGCAAUGGAACCCGGCACCUGUCACUCUGAUUUAUCAGCAGAAAAAUUAAGGGGGAGAGGGAUGGGUGUAAAAGAAUGAUCCAAAGGCGAAAGAAGAGAGUAGAUACUAGGAAAUGCUGUACUAAGCACAUGGAGCAGAUGCAAGCUAGGCUGACCGUGCUUGAGCAACCACAUUGAACACUGACUGACAACAUGGAUGGCACUCCUUGUUGUUAACUGUGUUGAAGUUCAUUUAACUUCAUCUAAAGCCAUUUUUUUCAUGUUUAUUUGGAAACAGAGAAGAAAAAUUUGAGAAUAUUUAUGUUGUGUGUAUGUACAUUACUUUAGGUGGUUUGUGUCACUGUAGAUGGAGGAUGUAUACUUUAAUUACCUAGUUAUUUGAUGUAUUUUUUGCCAUCUUUCUUUAAGCACCAGGUGGUGGAGUCAUGGAUCUUUUGGGAGAAGACUUCAGUGGCUUGCAGGUAAAAAUCCUCAUAACCAUAACAAAUCUUUUUAAAAUGUCCCGCAACAAUAGGUAACAAGAAUGUGAUAAUAGUUCACUACUACAGGCGAAUUUUAUAUGUCGUACCGGUCAGUUUCUGUGGUGUCACUGCUUGUGAAAUUACCAAAUAAUGUGACAUAAAAAAUUGAGAAAUCACUGAACAAUACUCGCUCCACAACGCAUCAACUGACAAGAAUAUUUGCCACAGUGCAAAGAGAUGUCCUUCUUGGGAGAUCUCAGUUUGUUUUCUUUUGCCAACGUUAGUCAACUUUCACUUUGAUCUUCAAGUUGAAAGAACAAACAGUCUAGUUUUAUCUCCACAUGGGCUAACUCAUCUCAGUCGUUUUCUGUUGUUUCUGCAGAAGAGGCUUCAUUGCACACAAAUGUAUUAAGAAUUAUUCUGUUCAAACCUACCACACUGUAUUCAAGGGUCAGAUUAUAUCAAUUAAUACGUUUAUAGUGCAAACAGCCAGAGCAGGUGCCAUGGUUGAACCUCGUUGCAGUGAUACAAUCUUUAUUGCUCUCUGUUUUUCAGCUUGGUGGAGGCCCAGCUCCUGCUCAACCGGCAGGUUUGAUGGGAGGCCUGGGAGAUCUGUUCAGCUUGUCAGGGGGUGUUGGUAUCGCUGGUGGAACGUAUUCGGCACCUAAACAGGUCAGUUAUCAUAGGCAACAGUACAGUGUUGUCUUCUCAUUUAGGUCAGUCUUUAGGAGCUAACAAAUUAACGCACAAUAAUUUAUAGGAAGUAAUGAGUGACAACCAAACAAGAUACAGCCUCAGCCAAAAGCAUGGAUAGCAAUAAUAUUAUAAAGUAAAAUUUCUUAAGAAGAAUCAAUUCAUUUCAGAAAUUCCUUUCACUUCUUUUCAAAAAAUGAAUUGAAAAAAUCCUCUUUCCUUGAAAUCAGCUAUAAUACAAAAAAUCGUGGAAGUUUAUUUUAAUUUGUAGUUCUUAAGAUAAGACUGGAGGAAGAUAAGCGAAAGGAGAAAGAAUCAGUUGUUUUGUUUUGGUUUGUUUUUUUAAAUGCCUUUUAGUUAUCCAGCAUUACAGAAAUAUCUGCUAAACUGGAGAAAGGACUCCAUCAGGGGGAAAAUAUCAUGAGAAGUCAUGCAAAACGGCUCGCUUGCAACUCCACGCACGGCUCAAUGCGCUCGACACUCAAAAUGGAUAGCUUGCUCACAGACUUAACUGGAUUUGAUAUUAUUUUGAUACACAGGUGUGGCUGACAGCUGCCAAAGGCAAAGGCCUGGAAGUCUCAGGUAAUUUCACAGUACUGUAAGGAGGUCAUCCACUAGAUUAGCUUUUGCUGUUUAGGUGAUCCCAACUCGCUCCUUAUCUAGAUUUUUAUUUUUUACUCAUAAUAUAAAUGUAUUUAUUUGUCUUUGUUAAUUCCAUCUGUAUCAUAUGUAAAUCGAGCUGAAAGAAGUCAAUCUUCUUGUCUUGUCUUGUUAACUGUCCUUUAAUGCCUAUAGCUCAUUGUUUGGGUUUUUUCUAUAAGUGAGGGCCAUUGUUGUUUCGGUGCAGAACAGUGUAUUCAUUUAUUUGCGCAGGGUUCGUACAGGUCAUGGAAAACCUGGAAAGUCAUGGAAUUUAAGAAUUCGUUUUCGAGGCCUGGAAAGUCAUGGAAUUUAAUUGUCGGUCCUUGAAAAUCAUGUAAAAUUAAAGUUUUGUUUGGUAGAUUAGUUACUGCAGAUGACAAGGCAAGGAUAACGUAAGAUAAAGAGGAGUAAUUAAACAACGCGAACGGCAUGCAUUUUCAGUGGUGGAUACCAGACUUUGUUUCUGUUGAACUGUUUUUGUAAAAAGAAAUAUGCUAAAACAAGUUGAGUUUUGAAAAUUUUCGAAAAUAACAGCUAAACUUAAGGUCAAGGAAAACUAGAAAAGGUCAUGAAAAAGUCAUGGAAAGUCAUGAAAUUUGAAGAACUUAAAAGAGUACGAACCCUGUCGUGGAAAAAAAGGAAGACACCCUGUGUAUAGGAUUUUGGGGUUAUAUUGCGGUUAGGAACAUAGAAUAUGGCUACAGACGCUUUAGGCUGCUUUUAAUGUACAUGUGUAUUUGGGUUUAAUUAAGACAUUUUGUUGUUAAUUUUCUAGGAACGUUUUCUCGUCGCCAAGGACAGAUCUACAUGGACCUGCAAUUUUCCAACAGAGCCAUGCAGGCCAUGGGAGAUUUCGCAGUUCAAUUUAACAAAAACAGGUGAUUUGGAUACUGUUCUGUUUCGCUAGUUGUUAUGCAUGGAAUACGUGUACAUAUGAUUUAACCAGUUCACACCUUGAAGUUUGGAGCACGGGUUAACUACAAGACCAUCUCUGAUUACUAGCUAGCGUAAAUCGUCUCGCGGUAAACCAACAACAACAGAAAAACAUUUAUUAUAUGACAGAAGAUCAUCGCAAUUAUAGACGCAACUUUUGCGGUUUCGAAAAGAAAGCCUGAAAAAAAAUUUGGGCUUGCACGGGAUUCGAACCCUUGACCUCUACGAUACAGGGGGGGCGCUCUACCAAUUAAGCUAACAAGCCAACUGGUAGCAGGUCGCUGAAAUGGUUCGUUAUAAGCCCGUGAAAGUUAGCACAGCCCAUUUAACGUCAUCUAUAGUGCUAUGAAAAUUUUUUUGCCAUGUGUAAUAACUACGGUUUUUUCGUUUCCAGUUUUGGCCUUGCUCCAGCCUCACCGUUGAACGUUCCAACUCCUUUACUCGCCAACAGUUCAGCUGAAACUUCGCUUCCUGUCAACACAAGUAUGUGGUAACAAAGCCCCAAUAUCAACAUUCAUUUUCUCUACACUGAGAUUCAUACAUUUCUUAUGGUACUGCUGGAGAGAAUUUGUUCAAACAUCAAGACAUAUCAUCUUUGUAGUUCAUGUUAUUAAUUCUCAUGGCUUGUAUGUUUUACAAGGCCGUGUUACCGUUGGGAGAAUUACAGAAAUUGGAUGCUCGUAACUUGGAAGUUGAAGGGUUAAAGACCCAACGUUAGAAAGUAAUUGCUAGAGCAUCGUUAAGAAAAGUUGUUUUAAAAUGGGGUUCACAGUGCCUAUAAUAUUUUGUUUUUCUUUUCAUUGUGGCGGUUAUUCGUGGGUGUUACGUAUCCAGGGAUGAUGUUUGCAAACUGCCAGUCUUUCCCAAUGUAUCUACCUGUUGAUUUAAAAAAGCAUGAUAUUUGUGGUAAAAGAUACGUGAUUGCUUUAAAGACGGCGUUUCUGAUUGCAAGUACUUCCCUUCCAAAAAGCUCCGGGUUUUAGUGGAAGUUGCGGCACUUACUCAAGAAUGCUACCCCAACUAAUUUUGUGGUCAUAGUGCCCCUGUUCAAACUUGUAAUUUCGAGCAAGGAAGGACCUUGAAGCCACAUCAUGACCAUAAAAGUAGGGCUGGUGUACGAUAUACCAUGUGAAUAGCAAGUCUCGAGUUACGUCUCAAAGAACACAACAAUGAUCCCUAGCCCUUACACAAAUUAUAACACAAUAAACUUCACCCAAUAGAACGAGACAAUAGUGCACAUAUUGACUUGGUAAAUCGAGCAUUGUUUUUUUUUAUCCAUUGUAGCUGGAGCUGUUCAGAGAAUGGACCCAUUAACCAACCUUCAAGUUGCUAUUAAGAAUAAUGUGGACGUGUUCUACUUCAGUUGUGGUGUUCCUUAUAAUGUGCUGUUUGCUGAAGACGGACAAAUGGGUAAGCGAGCAGUCUCUUAUGUUUCUUUUGAGUCAUAGUAGAUCGAGAGCACGCGUGAGGGGCGAGCGGUGAAGCCGCGAGGAACGAGGGCUGAAACUCUCCUCCUUUUUACCAUUAAUUUCCAUAAAUUUACCCUUUCGCCCGCGUCCGCCCGUGGCUCUGACCGCUCACGUUCUAAAUUUUCUUAGUUCCAUUUUAGCAAGAAAAUAGUGGCUGACUCAAACUUUUUUUUUCUUGUAGACCGCAAGGUCUUUUUAGCAACUUGGAAGGAUAUUCCUGCGGAAAAUGAAGUGCAAAAUCAAGUCUCUAACAUCAUGUUUUCCUCAGGUAAAACUUUUUCUUCUCAUUGGCCAGUGAAAUUUUGAAAGUAGCAAAAAAGUGUCAUUGUUUUCGUUCUUUUUACUUUACUGUAGACGUGGCUCAGUCAAAGCUUUCAGCUAACAAUGUUUUCACCAUCGCCAAACGCACUGUGGAAGGCCAGGUGAGUUCAAUUACAUUACUCUUCUUAUUAUUACGUCAAAUGUUAUCUUAAAGGGACACUUCCACUGUUAGAAAAGUGACCGAAAUUUGGUUGAAAAAAUGUCAAAAUUCUAAGUUCACUUUAGAUGAUUUUAGUGGACAUAGAACUGAUGCGAUAGUCGCCUUUAUAAAGUAGAGCUUCCAUUUAAUGACAUCACGUUUAUUAUUCCAGCUCAACUGUUGAUUUCUGGGAGAUUCUGAUGGCGUUGCGUUAGGAGGUUGUACCUGUGUAUGCGUUAACCUAAGGCAUUUAUGUUCUCAUGGAUUUCUUUCUUUCCUCAGGACAUGUUGUAUCAGUCAUUAAAAUUUACCAAUGGAAUAUGGGUUCUAGCAGAGCUCAAGAUGCAGCCUGGUAAUCCUGUGGUACAGGUAGGUGAACCGGCGCUGGUCAUUUCACUUUCCUGUUGUUAGAAACUGUACAAACUGUAGCCCUGAAAGGCUCCUUUAAUCAGUCCAACUGGCCGUUAAAAAGUCUUUUUUGAGGGACCAUUUUAUCCUUUCUAAGCCUUAUUUAACGUCUCAUGUCCUAAAUUCCCUGUAGCUGAAUCCGGCGCUUAUUUAAAACAUGAGAAUUAAAGAACGCUUGCUUUAUUAUCGAGUAUCCCCAGUGUCUACCCUGUUAAAUGCCCCACAGCUGAACGCGAGUCGUUUGUUCAGUGUGACAGAGCAUGUUGGGUCAGUUUAAUAAAACUUUUGCUUACAAGAGUAGCUAUUGUUUUAGGGUCUGAAAACAAUAGCUACACUUAAGAGUUUUAUUAAGGGCUUGUUUACAUGGAGGUGGGGGACCCCAGAUAGGUGAGGUAACAUGCGGUGGGUCACCCCACCUAUCAUGUAAACGUGGGCAAAAUAAAAUGAGAGAUUAUAUGGACGGGCGGGCUACCCCGCCUACCUGAGGUCCCCCACCUCCAUGUAAACAGGCCCUAAAUUGAUCCCGGGUUUCUGUGAUGACGGGUGGUGUGGAAUGGUUUUUAAUUGAGUGUCGUAAGUUAGUAACUACUAAAACCAAUCACAGUGGAUGCAAACAGUCAAGUAAACCAACCAAUUAGAACACGAGUCAAAUAUGUGUAGACGGUGUAAAGCGUGAAAAAACGUUCGAUUUAAUGAAGAGUGGUGUCAUUGUAUAUAGCCUGUUGUGAACUGGAGGUAUCGUUCAGACGAGGUUAAUGCGGGGGGAUUGGGAACGGUUCCUCACGUGAGCCUUGACUGAUAUUUAGUUCCAGUUCAUUUUUGAAGUCUUUAUCAUCGUUUCUAACUCGUGUUUGUUGUUUCUACAGUUGUCCUUGAAGACGCGCGCUAUGGACGUGGUUAUGGGAGUGCAAAGCAUGUACGAAACCAUCCUACACAGCUAA